UCUGCUGGUUCCUCCCUACAAUUCCGCCCUGGUCUAACAUUUCGGAUCAUGCCGCAUUUCAGAGACUUUAUGCUGACCCUUUCUAGACAAUGAAUUUGGAGCCACAGGGAGAAUGUUGUAUUUUUGAUUGCAAUUUAGCGGACUGUAAAGAGUUGGUUAAUGUUUGCAUCCGUGAUUGACAACCGGGUCUUGGCUAGCACGUGGGCUUGACGUCGAUGGAGGUGUUACAUUUUAUAAGAAAUCAUCAGAGCUGCGAAUCCCUGAUCUCGAUUACAACGCCACGAAGCCACUUCGCCUUAUUCCACUGCAAUCAUCAGGGUGCAUCGUUGGUGAAACGGCCGGGGUAGCAGAAAUCAGAAACCGCAGGCGCAAAGUGCGGGGUCCCGUUAUCCAAGGGGCAAAACGACCACUCUGAGCUUGGUCGCUCGGCAGCAAGAAGCGAUGGAGCUGUCCACGGUGCCUAACGCGGAGCGGGAGCUGUUCACAGACUAUAGUGCUGAAGUCUACUGGCGUCUGGCGCUCAACGCGACCUGGGAGGGUUUGCAGAACGGCUUUGGAAACAAUACUAGCGUGGAUAACAGCACAAGUUUGAACCCAACCAAAGGAUCCGCUACCUCGGUCUACGCUAUCGCCAUCACGGCACUUUACUCGGUGGUGUGUGUGGUUGGGCUGGUUGGCAAUUUCCUGGUCAUGUAUGUGAUUGUCAGGUACACGAAAAUGAAAACGGCCACCAAUAUUUACAUCUUCAACCUUGCUCUGGCUGAUGCCUUAGCCACGAGCACUCUGCCGUUCCAGAGCGCUAAAUACCUGAUGCAUACCUGGCCCUUUGGGGAGGUGUUGUGCAAGAUCAUUAUAUCAAUUGAUUACUACAAUAUGUUCACCAGCAUCUUCACCCUGACUAUGAUGAGCGUCGAUCGCUACAUCGCCGUCUGCCACCCCGUGAAGGCGUUGGAUUUCCGCACGCCCACCAACGCCAAGAUCGUCAAUGUCUGCAUGUGGCUGCUGUCAUCAGCCAUCGGGGUGCCAGUCAUGGUCAUGGCUAUCACCAGGCCUGAUGGCAAGGGCAGUGUGAUGUGUCUCGUUCAAUUCCCAGAGCCCAAAAUCUACUGGGAAAACGUAACCAAAAUUUGCGUCUUCAUAUUUGCCUUUGUCAUACCGGUGUUGGUGAUCACUAUCUGCUACAGCCUGAUGAUUCUACGUCUGAGAAGCGUCCGCCUCCUCUCGGGCUCCAAAGAGAAGGACAGGAACCUGCGGAGGAUCACCCGGAUGGUCCUCAUCGUGGUGGCCAUCUUCAUCAUCUGCUGGACGCCCAUUCACAUCUUUGUCAUGGUCAAGGCCCUGGUGAAAGUCAGCGAUAGUCCCCUCAUGUCCGUCAGCUGGCACUUCUGCAUUGCCCUCGGCUACACCAACAGCUGCCUCAACCCCGUGCUCUACGCCUUCCUGGACGAGAACUUCAAGCGCUACUUCCGCGACUUCUGCCUGCCCCUGCGGGCCAGGUUGGAGGAGAACAGCUUCACUCGAGCCAGGAAGACCACCAGGGAAUCUGUUUGCGCCUGCACUCCUUCUGACAUCGCCAACAAGCCGGUAUGACUAGGCAUGACCAAGCCCGCCAAGGGCUUGUACUCUCGGAGAGAACAGGACCUGAAUUCCGAAGUCACGCAAAUUACAACUGAGUUUUAAUUAUUAAUAUUUCAAAUAAAGUCUGAUUGAUUGUAAUUUAAAUCUUUAUGAUAGAAAACAAAAAGCAUUGACUUAUUUGCCUCAGUUUACCAGGGAGUUUAGAUCACACUGUAAUCUUGUUAAAUUUUCAUUUAAACAAUUUAAGUGAUUGCUUGUAACAAGGAAAAAUAACAGCAAUUAUUUUUACAUAGGAAGCUUAUAUGUGUAUAUAUAUAUAUAAACACUAUAUAUAAACACUAUAUAUAUAUAGCCUUUGGCACAAAGGUAUACUUUUUUGAAGAAGUUGCCUUGUUUCAAUGUGUCGGGGUUGUUGACUUAAUGUUAAAGUUUUCUAACUUUUGUUGGAAAAAUGGAAUUAAACAUCAUUUACUUGCAAUUAUUACAAUUACACAAGUUACGUUGGACUUCUCAUUAAAAGUUGAUUAAAUGCAUCUCCCUGCAUUGAAUUAUGUAUAUGUUUUCAUGCAGUCUCUGCAGAGAUUCGAUUAUCUUCUUAAAGGAAUGUCGGCAGACCUGACAUCUCUAUUGCUGCUGAGGACCCUUUUAUGAAACAAUGGCCUUGUUUCCUUGGAACCAUUCCCAAACAUAAAAGGACAUGAAAGUGCAUCACUUAACGGCAAAGACUAAAAAUGAGUUGCUAUCUAUCUCUCUGUAGUAAUAUUUUGAUGCAACCAUGGGACAUUGAAAUUCAGCAGCUGGACUGAUGUCAAGGAGAAAUUUAUUUGUUAAUAUUUUAUAACGCUAUAAAUGUGGCUGAAGUUAUUGCUGUAAACAACGAGUUGAGAUAUGUAUCUUAUUUCUGGCAUUGUAAACACAUUGAUUAAAGAGUUGAUCACA
Messenger RNA from Amblyraja radiata (thorny skate), 2517 nucleotides. RefSeq names its product delta-type opioid receptor-like. Lineage: Eukaryota; Metazoa; Chordata; Chondrichthyes; Rajiformes; Rajidae. Gene Ontology annotation, molecular function: G protein-coupled enkephalin receptor activity; neuropeptide binding. The record is from RefSeq and is a predicted model, not a curated record. The coding region runs from base 442 to 1590 and encodes 382 amino acids. Gene Ontology annotation, biological process: neuropeptide signaling pathway; G protein-coupled opioid receptor signaling pathway. The transcript is spliced from 3 exons. Gene Ontology annotation, cellular component: neuron projection; plasma membrane.